Messenger RNA from Chondrus crispus (carragheen), 174 nucleotides. RefSeq lists its product as hypothetical. The record is from RefSeq and is a predicted model, not a curated record. The coding region runs from base 1 to 174 and encodes 57 amino acids. The transcript has a single exon. Lineage: Eukaryota; Rhodophyta; Florideophyceae; Gigartinales; Gigartinaceae.
AUGUUUGUGAGGCGUUCAAGAAAUGGGUACCCCCACUUGUACAGUACUGUACUGACGCGAACGGAGCUAUCUGUGAGAGCGGUAAACCUCUGGUCUCUUGUUUACGCCGAUCUACUCCUUUUUAUACUAUUCUGCGCCGUCGGCUGGCCCAACUGCUACGUGUAUACGUGUUAG